Molecule: messenger RNA, 1056 nt
Organism: Colletotrichum paranaense
Lineage: Eukaryota; Fungi; Ascomycota; Sordariomycetes; Glomerellales; Glomerellaceae
Product: NAD dependent epimerase/dehydratase
Exons: 1
Coding region: 1-1056 (351 amino acids)
Molecular function (GO): oxidoreductase activity, acting on the CH-OH group of donors, NAD or NADP as acceptor
Source: RefSeq, a predicted model, not a curated record
AUGUCGUCAACAAAAGGUCUUGCCCUAGUCACUGGCGCAAACGGCUUCAUCGGGGCCCGGACAGUUGAAGCCUACCUCCUGGCCGGCUACUCCGUCCGCGCCGCUGUCAGGACCCAGCGCUCCGCAGACGAACUCACCGCCGCCCUCCCUUUGCAAGCCGCAUCGGGCCAGCUGUCCACAGCCAUCGUCCCAGAUAUUACCGUCCCAGGUGCCUUUGACGAAGCACUCAAAGGCGUCACCUCCAUAGCCCACCUCGCGACACCCGUCAACUUCACCAACACAAAUGUCGAGGAGGUCCUGGGGACUGCCGUGCAGGGCACGCUCGGCAUCCUUGAAUCAGCGAUAAACGUGACCGGCUUGAAGUCAUUCGUGUACAUGUCGUCCAUCGUGGCGAUCCGCGGCUCGAGUCCCAAGUUCCAGGGGCGGGUUGUCUCGGAAGCGGACUGGAACGACGAGGCGGAGGAGAUUCUCGAGAAGGCGGGCUCCGAGGCGACGGGUCACCAAAUCUACGGCGCCAGUAAGGUGAAGGGAGAGCGCGCUUUCUGGGACUUCAAGGAGAAGAAUAAGGACAAGAUCAACUUCAGCAUGACGGCCGUCAACCCCGUGUGGGUUGCCGGCCCUCCGCUUAUCCUCCCCGAGGACCCGAAGAGGCUGAGUGAUACUGCCAUUAUUGCGUAUCGCGUCAUGAGCGGCGAAGAGGUGCCGCCUGUGGGACCUGGCAACGGGACGCACGUUGAUGCCCGGGAUGUCGGGCGUCUUAUUGUGUUCGCUGCCGAUAGACCGGACGUGGCUGAUGGGCAACGCUUCAUCGCUGGUGGGAACGGUAACUUUGCCAACAUUCAGGCGUAUUGCGACCUGUUGAGGAAGGCGUAUCCUGAGAGGAGGGAUAUCAUCCAGGAGGGAGAGCCUGGGAAGGGGUAUCUGGAAGACUACGGCGAGCCACCUGAGUCACGAAGGGUCGAUGCAUCGAAAGCUUCAAAGGCGACUGGACAGUGUUGGAUCACUUUUGAUAAGAUGAUUCUGGAUGCGGCCAAGGCUUAUGAGAGGUAUUUCUAG